GAUUGUGUUCACAACAUCGUCUCUGCCCCGCCUACCUUGCCUGUUCGGCGACAGUGGUCAAGAGAGAAACAAGGAAAACGGCAAAGAGGGACAUGAGCCCAGAGAGAGAGGAGGGGAAAGUGCGCAAGUGUAAACAAGAUGAUAUCAGGCCUCGCGAAUCCUCCAACGACGCAGCAGCCAGAGUGCGUCCGCCAGUGGACGUCUCGGAGUGCCUCGCGAGUGUUCCCUCCGAAUAAGACUUCUUAUAGAAAACAAAACCAAGAAGUACUUGCGCAGCGUCGAAGAUAUGGCAGGCGUGGCACUGGCACUGCUCUGCGCCGCCGCGUGGGCUGUCUCGGGAGAGGCCCCGGCCGGCGUGCCCCGGGAGGAGGACCUGCGCCCCGCGAUCCUGUUCAACCAGCUGGCGCUCGCUCAGGUGCUCGACCUUCUCGGCGGAGCGAAUGGCACGGCGCAGGAGCAGCUGAACCGAGCGUCGAGUGCCACGAGUGCCAAGCUGGACGCCCUCAGGGAAGACUUCCUGCAACUGCGCUCGCUCCUGGAUGCAAUGUCGCAGAGCCUCUCGCUGCAACACGAUGACGACACGCAACAGGACAGGAGAACCUGCGCUGCAAUCUCAGAUUUCUUGCAAGAAGGAAGCCAACGCAGAGCUCGCCGGAUCGAGCGCCUCCGUCGAGCCAUUCCAGAAUUAGGAUCCCAAAAUGCUCAGCUGGAGGAGGAGAUCCGCCGAUUCAAGGCAGAGAGGCAACUGCUACAGGAACAGCGGCUCCAACUGGAAGCCUCGAACUCGCAGCUGGGAGAAGGCGAGGAGAGAGCCCAGCUGGAGAGCCUGGGACUCAAGGCCAAGCUCCAGAAUGCGAAGGAUGAAGCCAGGCAAAUGGAGGAGGAAGUGAGACGCACCCAACGGGAGACUCGCCUCUCCGAGAUUAAGACGCAACACACAGAGCAGCUGGUCAGUCAACUCACAGGUCAGGUCGCACUCCUCAGCCAGGUCAUGACCUACCUGGAGCAGUUUGAGGGUCGGCUGUACGAAGUGAAGGACUCGCUCGUUGGAGAUGUAAGUGCCAUUGAAGAGGAGAAUGCGAAGUUAGACAAGGAGAAAAGGACCUUGCAGAAGAGCCUCAGGCUCACGCAGAGACGAGGGAAGGGGCUGGCUGGGGAGAAGAUCAAACUCGCUCAGACGCUGUCAUCGCUCGACGCAGACGAACGCGACCUCAACGCCAGGAUUCAGCACAACGUCGACGAGAAGCAGCUUCUGCUGGAGGAGAUCGAGGCGUUGACGGCAGAGAACGAGCAGUUGAAGGAAGAGUUGAAUGAAAAGGAAAGCAGCGUAAUAUUUUGUGACUGAAGUGUUCUCAUUUUGUGUGGCUUCCAUCCAUCACUCUUUAUAAUGGUAAUCGGUGCAUAUGUGUAUUACUUGUCCCUCAUUUAAGAAUGAAAAAAAGUUCUUUCCAAGGGAAGGACCCGGCUAACUGAUGCUCGCCUGGAGAAGUCCCUUCGACUUCUUCGUCAGAGAAUGAAGUUGACUUUGGCAAAGUAGUAAAGACCAAACAGCGGCAGACCCGCUAAAUGGACCAGAAAAGCAAAAUACAGUCUCACUUCCUGUGGCCUUUACCGAGCAUUCCACUUGCGGUUCAGACUAGGUAUUUAAUGCUAUUUUGAAAGGCUUAAUUUCAUAUCAGUUUCCAGAUACUUUUAUGCAUCGUUUGCCUUUUUCACAUUUUAUUAGUUUGGUUUCAGUUUGAAUCAACCACAAAGUUAUAGAAGGGAUUGUCCUACAGUGCUUAUACUAAUGACUUUUUUCUGUUGAGGCUAAUAAUGUUUAUUUUACAAUUGCUACAUUUAACCGAAACUGUAAGAGUAAAACCUUUGAUUUUGUUUAA
Penaeus vannamei (Pacific white shrimp) is the source of this 1880-nucleotide messenger RNA. The record is from RefSeq and is a predicted model, not a curated record. NCBI's taxonomy places the organism in Eukaryota, Metazoa, Arthropoda, Malacostraca, Decapoda, Penaeidae.